AUGCGGUUUUUCUCUUACCUUGGCUCUUUCAUCGCGACAGGAGCUGCUCUCAGCUCCGCUGCAAGCCCCUCCUGCUCUCCAUCUUCCGGAGACACCCAAGUUCUCCAAUUCGCCUGGGCCAUCUCGGAAUUUGUCGGCCAGUUCUACGCCUCGAUUCCAAUCAACCAGACCUUCGCCGGUGGCCUGCAAAACAGCACGAGCGCCAAAGUCGCUCUGGCAAAUCUAAAAGGCAUCGAAAAGAAGAGCAACCUGACCAUUCAAGCCAUCAAGCAAGUCAGCUGGAAAGCGCCGAACUUCAAGAAGCCGUCGUGCAAAUACACAAUCCCCAAGGCCAACAGCGUCCUCUCGUUUGCCCGGUACGCGUAUCAGUUCGAGACCACGCUGAGCGGCGCAUACAUUGGUCUCGCUGGCUACACCCAGUCUCCCGAGGUGUCGUUCCUCCUGGCCCGUCUGGCGGCUGAGCACAGCGCUCAUGCUACGUGGAUUGGAAACCGCGUCAACUCUACCUUGUUCCCGACCAAUAGCAGUUCGCUUUUCCCGGCAUACUUGCCUACUCAAGUGCUCAAGUCCAAGAACGAGACUGGUAGCCUUGGUCGGUAUCUGCACGGCUGCGUUACUGCGCCUUCAAGCCCGUGUGGAUCGCUCAAGAUCGGGCCCCUGGAUGCCAAUACGACAACCUCGUCUGCAUCUGCAAGCUCUAGCACUGCGAAGGCUUCUAGACGGCGACUCUAUUGA
Messenger RNA from Penicillium alfredii, 735 nucleotides. RefSeq lists its product as uncharacterized. The coding region runs from base 1 to 735 and encodes 244 amino acids. The record is from RefSeq and is a predicted model, not a curated record. Lineage: Eukaryota; Fungi; Ascomycota; Eurotiomycetes; Eurotiales; Aspergillaceae. The transcript has a single exon.